This is a messenger RNA of Pogoniulus pusillus (Red-fronted tinkerbird), 9298 nucleotides long. It is a transcript of the gene IQSEC3, whose product is annotated as IQ motif and Sec7 domain ArfGEF 3. Gene Ontology annotation, biological process: actin cytoskeleton organization; regulation of ARF protein signal transduction. Gene Ontology annotation, molecular function: protein binding; guanyl-nucleotide exchange factor activity. NCBI's taxonomy places the organism in Eukaryota, Metazoa, Chordata, Aves, Piciformes, Lybiidae. The transcript is spliced from 14 exons. Bases 66 to 3590 code for a protein of 1174 amino acids. The record is from RefSeq and is a predicted model, not a curated record.
CAGCCCGCGCCGCUCGCGGUGCAGCGCCGGCGGCCGGGCAGGGGUGCCCGGGCCGGAGCCGGGGCAUGGAGAGCCUGCUGGAGAACCCGGUGCGCGCCGUCCUCUACCUGAAGGAGCUCACGGCUAUCGUGCAGAACCAGCAGAGUCUCAUCCACACCCAGCGCCAGCGCAUCGACGAGCUGGAGCGGCGGCUGGACGAGCUGAGCACCGAGAACCGCAACCUCCGCGGGCAGCAGCCGGCUUCGGCUGAGCCGCCGGCGGCUCCCGCUCAGACCCAGGGGCCCCCGCCCGAGCAGCCCCCGCUGCCGCCUCCGCCGCCGGCGGGGCAGCCAGACCCGCUCCAGCACCACCAACAGCUCCCGGCGCAGCAGCCGCCGGCGGCGGCGGCAGGCAAGCAGGCACCGGCGGGCCCCGGCGGCGGCGGCCGGGCUGCCGGCCACCAGCACCCUCCUCUCCAGCCCCACCAGCACCCCGCGGAGAAAGACGGUAGGGAGAAGGGCUGCUGCGCCGCUCUGCUCCAGCACAAGACCCCCCAGGCCAUCGGCAAAGGCGUCCUGAGCCGGAGACCGGAGAAUGAAACUGUUUUACACCAGUUCUGUUGCCCAGCAGCUGAUGCAGAGCAGAAGCCUUCAUCUCCAGACUCCUCACCAAGUGACGAUCCCAGCGGGUCGACAAGCAAGAGAGACGGGUGUGAAACAGAGGAUCCAGAGGCGGCCGGCAGCCAGAGUGGCCAGGAGGGCAGGUCCGGCACCCUGACGCUCAAAGGGCAGCCCGCGGAGCUGGGAGAAGAGCAGGCGGCCGGGGGGCCCCCUCUGGUGCAGAAGGCGAGCCUCCACCACACGGGCUCCCCCGUCCGAGUGCAGCGCAGCAAGGGGACGGCCUCGUGUUCCCAUGCGGCUGCCUCCGACUAUGAGCUCUCCCUUGACCUAAAGAAUAAACAGAUCGAAAUGCUAGAGCACAAGUACGGUGGCCACCUGGUGUCUCGGCGGGCAGCCUGCACCAUUCAGACUGCCUUCAGGCAGUACCAGCUCAGCAAGAACUUUGAGAAGAUCCGCAACUCGCUGCUGGAGAGCCGCAUGCCGCGCCGCAUCUCCCUCAGGAAGGUCCGCGUCCAGAACUCGGAGAGCUUCUCUGCCGAGAAGGCCCUGGUGGAGGGCUACAACUUCGUGGGCAUCCCGUUGGUGAGGUCCCCCUCAUUGCCAGCCACCAUCAGCGGGGCUCUUACUGAGCUGGAGGACUCCUUCACGGAACAAGUUCAGUCUCUGGCUAAGUCUAUCGAUGAUGCCCUCAGCACCUGGAGCCUGAAGACCAUGUGCUCGCUGCAAGACGGAGGCUCAUAUCAGAUCAGGGAGACCUUCAGUGCUAGCUCAGUGCAGCCAAACCAAGACUUAGAAGCUGAGCUGCAGGACAAGGAGAAGGAGGAAGGGCUCCUGCCAGAUACUCUGCCCAAGAGCAGCAGCACUCUCAUGAUGGCUUUUCGAGAUGUCACAGUCCAGAUCGACAACAAGAACAUCUCUGUCUCGUCGUCUACCUCGGUGUCCAUGGCAAACUGCCUCAGCAACAAUGCCCAGGCUGAGCUCUCUCAAGCUGCCAAAGCUGAAGAAAGCCCAGGAGAAAGGGAAGGAGAAGCCACUGAACCACCUGCUGCCCCAGAAAGCUUGCCUGAGCCUGGAACUCUCCAGAACAGCCACACUUUCACCGAGGUGGAUGUCAGCACUAACGGCACGGGGGACAGCAGCGCUGAGCCUGGGCAGAUGGCAGUGCAGAAGCUGCAGCUUGACUCUAGCAAUGAGACAGGGCAAAACAAAGGCUCUGAGUCUGAGAAUGCAGACAAUUCAGAGCAGCUGAGCAGCAGCAGCACCUCCACUUCAGCCAAGUCAGCCUCUGAGGUGUCCUCCAAAGAAGCACUGCAGGCCAUGAUCCUCAGCCUCCCCCGGUACCACUGCGAGAACCCAGCUAGCUGCAAGUCCCCCACCCUUUCCACAGACACCAUGAGGAAACGCCUCUACCGCAUCGGCCUCAACCUCUUCAAUAUAAACCCAGACAAAGGGAUCCAGUUCCUGAUAUCCCGAGGCUUCAUCCCUGACACCCCCAUCGGGGUGGCACACUUCCUGCUCCAGCGGAAGGGGCUCAGCCGCCAGAUGAUUGGGGAGUUCCUGGGCAACAGCAAGAAGCAGUUCAACAGGGAUGUCCUGGACUGCGUGGUGGACGAGAUGGACUUCUCGGGCAUGGAGCUGGACGAAGCCCUGCGGAAGUUCCAGGCCCACAUCCGUGUGCAGGGGGAGGCACAGAAGGUGGAGCGGCUCAUCGAGGCUUUCAGCCAGAGGUACUGCAUGUGUAACCCAGAUGUGGUCCAGCAGUUUCACAACCCAGACACCAUCUUCAUCCUGGCCUUUGCAAUCAUCCUCCUCAAUACGGACAUGUACAGCCCAAACAUCAAACCUGACAGGAAGAUGAUGCUGGAGGACUUCAUUCGCAAUCUAAGAGGGGUGGACGAUGGUGCUGACAUCCCGCGGGAGCUGGUGGUGGGGAUCUAUGAGAGGAUCCAGCAGAAAGAGCUAAAAUCCAAUGAGGACCAUGUGACUUAUGUCACCAAAGUGGAGAAGUCCAUAGUUGGAAUGAAAACGGUCCUGUCCGUGCCCCACCGCCGGCUGGUCUGCUGCAGCCGCUUGUACGAAGUGACUGAUGUCAACAAAGUGCAGAAGCAGGCAGCUCACCAGAGGGAGGUUUUUCUCUUCAACGACCUGCUGGUGAUCCUCAAGCUCUGCCCCAAGAAGAAAAGCUCCUCCACGUACACCUUCUGCAAGUCGGUCGGCCUGCUGGGGAUGCAGUUCCAUCUGUUUGAGAAUGAAUAUUACCCCCAUGGCAUCACACUGGUGACUCCAGUUUCAGGCUCAGAGAAGAAGCAGGUACUACACUUCUGUGCUCUCGGUGCUGAGGAAAUGCAGAAGUUUGUGGAAGACCUGAAAGAGUCAAUAGCAGAAGUGACAGAGCUGGAGCAGAUACGAAUUGAGUGGGAGCUGGAGAAGCAGCAAGGGGCAAAGACUCUCUCCUUAAGGACCAAUGGAGCCCAGAUGGAACUCCAGUCUAAGCAAGGCUCUCCAACAGGCAAGAAGGAUUUGGGGGAGAAGGUCUCGGACAGCACAGUGGAGGUGUCAAUUCACAACAGGCUUCAAACGUACCAGCACAACUCCACCCCGGGGCCCGAGAGUGGGAUGCAGCCCAGCACGCGUCUUAGCGCGCCACGAGAGCGGCUGGAGACAGCACUGGUGCCCUCGCACCCCGCCUCGGCGGGGACGCUUGUACAGUGCCAGCAGAUUGUCAAAGUCAUCGUCCUGGACAAGCCCUGCCUGGCUCGGAUGGAGCCGGCCCUCAACCAGACUCUGACACGCUACGUCACCUCCGACUCCUGCACCUCCACCCCCUGGCGCGGUGUGGGCAGCGGGCUCCCCGGGACCCCCGUGAAGCUGGUCCAUCAGCCCCCCCUCCCACCUCCUCCACCUCCUUACAACCACCCUCACCAGUAUUGCCCCCCUACCUCCCUGCUUCAAAGGCGCAGGUACUCCAGUGGCUCACGCAGCCUGGUGUAGCCACACCACCAGCACCAAAACAGCACAGACUUCCCUGCUUCCCGUCCCCACCGCCUCCCAGGGAACCUUUCUGCCUACAGAGAUCUAGUUUGUGAUUUAUUUUUUAGUAAAAGAAGAAGAAAAGGAAAAAAAAACCAAAACCAGCCAACUGACCCACCUCUUGCCCUGUCUCCCCUCAAGAUGAUGCUAGUUGUGUGGGGCCCUCUCUAGAACCUGCCACUCUCCAUGCUCACGCACUCACGCCCUGCCAGCUCAGCUGGCCUCCUGUGCUCCUUUGUUGCCCUGUUCCCGAGAGGCUCGAUGACCUGCUGCUGUCUUCCGUUUGCUGCUCCUCAGCCUCCUUCCCUGCCUUGCAUUUACCUGGCCAUAGGUUUGUACCUACCCCAAAACUUCACCAGCCUCAGAGACAAACGAACUCACCAUUGCCAAGGACCAAGCUUGGGACACUCCCUGGGGGUGGAGUCCCCCCCUGCCACCACUGCUGCUGCCUGCUAAGCGGGAGCUGAGAACUUGCACCUCUUGCCAUGCUUUCUCCUCGUGGCUCUUCGGAUGUUAUCUCCUCACAGCAGCCUGUUCCAAGAGAAAGGAGCCCACGAGUCAAGGAGAGCUGGAGGGAGGAGGAGAGACUGGCUUGACCUGCAGCCCAAGGCGGAGGUGGCCUGGCUCUGAACACCAAACUCUUUCUGUGACAUUGGAGCAGCGUCCCCGGAGAGCUCCGCUGAGCCCCAGCAGGUCUGCUCCCCUGUAAAUACCCCUGUGGCAGUGCCUGUAUGGCACACGCUUACCGCCCAGCAGCCCCGGGGAGCACCAGGCAGGCACCAGCCCGGGGCUCUGUUCCAAAGAGGCGGCACCCAGCGGUGCCCUGCCACCUCAGCACACACACACACACAAAGAUUGUCUCCUCUAGCAUAAAGCAGCCCCACCUCUGCUUCCCUCCUAGCUGCUUCCGUGUUCCCUGCCCGCCUGCUUUUUUGUAUUCUGAAAGCAAAGCCCAGCCUGAGGUUCACCUUCUGGAGUGGAUGUUUCCUUUGCCUGGGCUCUUCCUCCUCCUCCUCCUCACCCAAGUGAGAUCCCAUCUGUGUCUCUUGCCUGGCUGUUAUUCUUGCCUCCAUCAGCCCCUCCUGUAGGAAAGCUGCUCAGAUGUCAGACUCCAAGGCCUCUUCUCUCUCCCUCAUUAUCCCAGCUUCAAAGAUCCUGAGAUAAAGAUGCCAGCUCAUCUCCUCUGCUGUAUUUGGGACAUUGAUGUGAAGGAAGGCAGCAAAAAAGAAAUGGGCUGGGGAUGUAUUUUUAGAAGGAAAAAAAUAUCUUUGAGCAGGAGUGGGAGGAAGGUAUUAAUUAGCUUAAAGGCUCUGGUCUCACUCAGUUACUUUAUCUCCCUUUGAGGCUUAAGAAGAUAAACUUCAGGAUUUUAAAAUAGGGCAGAAUGCCUCUUAGGCCUUUAUUUUGGUUUAUUUUAAGAGGGAAAGGUACAAAUGCUCCUCCUUCCUCUGCGAGGCUGAGACACUAGGUGCUGAGGACACAGCCACUGGGUGAGGAGGUGUUGGCAGGGGUGGGGGUGUGCAAAAUGUCAGGGGAAGGCAAGCAGUGAAAACAGAUGCAAGAAGCUUUUUUACCUUGUGGGGUAAAUGCUACGCUUGGAUGUCCUUAGGGAACAUGCCAGGAUGCUCAUCUCUGGGGAUAGUGCCAGUGCAUCAGGAACUGGUUCCCCUCUUUGGUUAUCUGCUGGCUCUACUGAAAGGUUCAGGUGAAAAGAGUUCACACAUCUGACCUGAGUGUAAGCCUAGCUGGGUGGGGGCUGGAGGGAAGGGAGAAGGAGACUGCUGACUCCUCUUGGUUCUGAGUCUGACCAUGCACCCCCGUGCAUGACUUAAGUCUUUCUAAGCUGUUUGUUUAGCUGCCUGGAGCAGGGCACUAGUCUGAUGCUUAUAUACACAGUAGCAAAUGUACUGAGUGGGAGCCAACAGGCAUAACCUCAGGGAGGGCUGCAGAGAAGACAGGAAAGAUUGUAAGAAAACCCUGAACAGAAGCCAAGACACCCUUUGGAGCAAAGGAGCUUUCUUCUAGCCAGCCACGCAGUGCAGCAAGGAUGCUCCACAUCUGAAAGCCACCCAGGGACAGGUUCUUACUCCAGGCCAGGGCUCAGCCCCCUCACCAGCCAGCUAUGAGGCAUAGCUGGCCUGAUCUGCUACUGGCUCCCUCAGAGGUGACUCCCUGCCACCUCAUGGCAGCCAGCACCUCCUCUGGCUCGGCUGGAGCUUCUUGGGAAAGCAGAGGUUUGCCAUUCACCAGUGUCUGCUCAAGCAGAGUGUGGCUCCCAUGUUAGUGUUUCUGACUGCUGCUGUGAGAGGAGUGGUGUCCAAGAGGGACUGGCACAGCCCUCCCUUUUCAGAGGUCACUUUGCUGUCCCAGAGGAAUGGUAGUACCUGGUUCCUUGGGCUUUGCUCCCAGGUUGCAGUGAGCCACUGGAAGCCUGUGUGUGUUUAAAAAGUACAUUUUACUUGAUACCUAACACCAAGUGACAACAACAAAAACCUGAAGGUACUCGAGGAUAUUCUUUUUUUUGGUAAAAUAUUCAUAUCAAUGCCCACAAAGUUCCCACAAGAGAGGUUUGCUGCUUAAAUAAUUGACUGGGAGAUGUACAAGAAGGCAAAGAGGAAGUCAGGAAGCUUCCCUGAGCUGUGCUGGAUGAAGGCUGGCAGCGAGUCAACUGGAGUGCCCAGGCAGCAAACUGGCUCCAUUUCCCUAGCUCUGCAGGGGCUAAUGCUGGCCUUCAGCUCUGGGCAGAGAAGCAAACAGAGCUAACCUUUGCAGCAGCAGCUCCCGUGGGCUUCAGCUGGAGAGACACCGAAGCGUUUCGCUGCAGCUUGCACUGAAGCCUGCCAUGUAGCCUGGCCCUUCAGACUCCCCUUCCGAGCAGGGAUGAUCUGUUUGCCUUCGAAGGUUGGUCUGGAAGGCUGACAAGCACCUUAAAGCAUGUCUGCACCUCAUCUGGUCUGUUGUAUUGUCUGCUCCCACAGCCCUCCCGUGCCCACACAAGACACAUAGGCUGAGUGUAAGUGUGCUGUGAGCAGACAGCCUUGCGCACAGACUGGUUGUGGAGGUGCAGGCUAAAAGGAGCCUUAGGUUGUCAGUGACAGCAUAGCAAAGGGCACAACGUGUGCUACAGCUCACCUGGAGGGACUAGCCCUGAGAAGAAUCACCAGCUCAUGACAGUUAUCCUGAUCAUGAACCUAGCACAAUUCCAGCUGGAGGGAUCAGGCAGGAAGCUGCUGCAGAGAUUAGACUGACCCAAACGAACCGGUGGCUUCUUACCUGCUGAAUUUGUGUCCUUCAGCAUCGAAACAAGAGGAGGGCAGAGAGGAAAGAGAAGCCCAGUAAAAAGUAUUCUGCAGUGAUCAUCAGGGAUCUGGCAGCCAAACAAGAAGAUGGUUCUGCUGGAUGGUGGAAGGGAGCAAGGUGUUGCUGAGGUCUACAGAGCUGCACUACACAAACUCUGCCCUGAUUCUCUCUUUCUUGUGCUAGUACAGAGCCAGUGAAAUUCCUCUCCUUAUACCACUAGCAAAGGGAUAGGGAAAAUGCAACAGGAGAAUCCAGCUUAGUGCCAACAGCAAGGGUUUAAUGUGGUGUUUGGUCUGCCGCUGUAGCACGUCUAAUGCCAUGGUCUGGGCUGCUGUGGUAGCAACACUUAGUGCUUUCUCCCAGGCCUCAGAAGCACCCUUCUGCUUAGAGUUUCUCUCCUCCUUGUAGAUGAUAGGUGUGGAUGUAGUCCACAUGGACACUCAGAACUUCUUUGCAGAAAGAUACAACCAAAUGUAGAAGUAUUUGAGGGCCUCCAAGCUGGAAGUUUGAGCAUUGCAUUUUCCAGAAGGCUCAGCCUGCAGCUAUCUGCACCCAUUCCUGGGCUUUCCAAAAUGAACCUGAGCCCUAAACUGAGGGAGCUGCUGCUUGGCAGAGUCUCUGCUUUGAAAUGCAAGUCGCUGAGCAAGCUCCACCGUCCCCCACUCCACCAGAUGCCUCCCUGUGCUCGUGUAGGCUCCCAGGACUGCUGGCAGUGUUUCACCAUCUAGAGCUGUCACCCUGCCUGCUCUUUCACAGCCGCGCCUGGGGCCGCAGCUGGAAGUCACUCAGCUCUUCAACACCAGUCGUGACCCCAUCUGAACGUGUCUGUUAAAAGCCAAACCACCUAGCAGCAGAAGUGUUACCUGUGUGUGGGCUUUUGCAAGCACCUGUCUGUCUGUACCUGCGUCCUGCUGUAAAUACCACCGAGGCAAGCUUCCUCUGGGCAAAGCGCCGUGCCCACGCCUAGCAGAGCCCAGCUGGCUCACGGUUUGUAACCCAGUGACAGGCACAGAUCAGAGCUGUUUUACCUGUUCAGCUAAUAGAGCUUAGAAAUUAUACUGAGACAUGUCACUUGUGCACCGAUCUCUUCUUUGCUGUGUCCCUGGGCUCCAGUGGCGUGUGGCAGCACGCGGGUGGCACGCCAAGGCUGUGCCCCAAAGGAGGGAUGGGUGUUGUGGCUUCCUGCCAGCCUCGGGGGCAGACCGCUGCAGCCACUGCUGGGUUUCAUCCAGUGCAGCAGGAGCUAACUCAGUGCUCAGGCUCUCCGAGGAUCAGAUCCAGAGCAAACUAGGAAGAAAUAAUCUUCUCCACCGGACAGCAACUCGGUGUGGAAUUCAGCCCUGUAGUGAGGCAGGGAGGAAAACGGUGAGGGAGAAAAGGCAAAGCCCUUCUGUGCUGCAGCUCCUUCCUUUCCAUCCUGCUGGCACUCAGCAGAGUUGGACCCAAGCCCUCCGUUCAUAUCCCCGUACCUCUGCAGCACGGGGCAGGAGGCCUCCACACCCGUGCAGAGUGCACACUGCUCUGCCUGUGCACCCUGGGACAAGCAGAGCGGCUUCACAGGCCACUUGUGCCAGUGCCCGCGUUGGACGCGACUGGCCACGGCGAAACUCCUGCAGCCAGAGCUGGCAGCAGGGCCCGUGUGCCAGUGCACACACCACCUACCAGCACGGGGGACUCCUCUGUGGCACCUCUGCUGCCCGUGCAGCGGAAGGGGCAGUGUGAAAUCAGCAGGCACGCACACAGCCGCGCACUGCCUGAGCAGGACGGCUGCUGGCCGCAGCUCCCAGCGCAUCUCGUCCCACCAGCCAUGUAGGCUCAGACUCGGUUCACACUUGGGUGAGAGACACGUAAGGACAAGCCCAUUUCUCACACAGAUCAGCUGUACCUGCGUAUUUCCACAGCAUAGCCCUUUGUGGAGUCCUGCACAGGGAUGAGAGAGGUGAUGGGAGGCAGACAGGUGCCUGCAGAACGAGCUCUCCCCUGCAGCGGAUGGGGGCAGGCAGCCUCCAGCUUUGCAGCCCAGGCAAAGAGUUGCUGGGUCCAGACUGCACCUGGCUAUAAUCCCCUGGCUAGAGGCUACAAAUUCUUUGCUGGCUUCAGAGAAUACUUAGAUCUCCAGGCCCAUGGUAAAACACUUAGGAGGACAGAAAACCCUCUGAGACAUGGACAGGAUGUUUCCCAGGGAUUCAGAAGCUUCCAUUGAUGUUCUUGUGUGUCAUGGAUAUAUUAUAACUCACCCCCAUCCCAAAGAGGAAUUUUCUAAGAUGUUUUGAAAGGGGAGAUGAUUGGAGAAGUUUCUGCCUGAUGUUUAGCUCACACACUUGGCUGUAAAGAUGAAAGCAAUAAAACCAGAUUGUCUAUAUGUGAAA